GUCUGUCCGUUUGUCUGUCUCACAAUCCAGCCUAAUCGAGGAACGAUUCAAGACACGACCCAAGAUCCAGGACGAGAGUCGAACAGCCUGGCUUGAGCGUACGGAUCGGUGGGUGUGUCCUAGUCUUCGUGUUGACUGACCAGAGUCCGCGGAGCUCUCGUCCACCCCCACUGAGGAAGAACCCGCUGAGGCCACGGAUCGCUCGCCAUGAAGACCAUCUACACAUUCGGUGGCGUGGCCCCCCUGACGUGCCACGCCUUUUCGGCCGACCAGCGCCAAAUCGCCCUCUCCAAGAACAACAACCAAGUGGAGAUCCACGAGCAAUCGGGCAGUGGUCCCAAUGGGGACAAGUUCGCUUUGAAAGACACGCUCGAUCAACACGAUUUGCGGGUCAACGGCAUCGAUUGGGCGCCCCAAACCAACCGGAUCGUGACCUGCUCGGCCGACCGCAAUGCCUACGUCUGGACCCAACAGCCCAAUGGCACGUGGAAGCACACGUUGGUGUUGCUGCGGAUUAACCGUGCCGCCACGUGCGUCAAAUGGUCGCCCAAGGAGAACAAGUUCGCCAUCGGAUCCGGCGCUCGCUUGAUUUCCAUCUGCUAUUUCGAGGCCGAUAACGAUUGGUGGCUGGCGAAGCAUGUCAAGAAGCCCAUCAAGAGCACCAUCACGGCCUUGGAUUGGCAUCCCAACAACUGUUUGGUGGCCGCGGGCUCGUCGGACUUCAAAGUCCGCGUGUUCUCCGGAUACGUCAAGGAUAUUGAGGAUAAGCCCUCGCCCACGCCUUGGGGCAGUAAAAUGCCUUUUGCUCACCUCAUGACUGAGUUCAGCAAUAGUCUGCACGGUGGUGGUUGGGUCCAUGCGGUCAGCUUCUCCGCCGACGGCACCAAGCUCGCCUGGGCCGGCCACGACAGCUCCUUGUCUGUGGCCGACGCCACCAAAGGUCUGACCAUCUUUAAACUGAAGACGGCCCAUUUGCCGUUGCUGAGCUGUUUGUGGGUGUCGCCCAGUACCAUCAUUGCCGCUGGGCACGAUUGCACGCCCUUGGUGUUCAACGUGGACGGGGCCGGGCAAGUGAGCUUCGUGUCCAAAUUGGAAGAGGAUAAGAAGGGCGAUGGUGGGCCGGCCAAGUUCAGUGCCAAAGCCUUGUUCCAGAACAAGGAUCGGACUGGGCAAAGCGAGGUGGCCGAUACCGUCCUCAACACCACCCAUCAAAACCAGAUAUCGUGCAUUCAAAUUGUGAAGGGCAAUAAGGAUCGGGCGGAUGUGAUCUCCACUUCCGGUGGCGAUGGGAAGCUGGUGCUUUGGGACUUGCGAACUAUUGAGAAGCAAAUGAAGGGCUUGAAGUUGUAGGACUGACGCUCUCUUUCGAAAUAUAUUUGCUUUUGAUAAUAUUAAUAAUAAUAUGAAUAAAACAAUGAAUAAUCUGCUGUUAUCAUGUCAAACUUGAAAUACACUGCAUUUGGAUGGCCAUGAA
Messenger RNA from Tigriopus californicus, 1474 nucleotides. RefSeq names its product actin-related protein 2/3 complex subunit 1A-A-like (gene Arpc1). The transcript is spliced from 5 exons. Gene Ontology annotation, molecular function: actin filament binding. NCBI's taxonomy places the organism in Eukaryota, Metazoa, Arthropoda, Copepoda, Harpacticoida, Harpacticidae. Gene Ontology annotation, biological process: Arp2/3 complex-mediated actin nucleation. The coding region runs from base 208 to 1350 and encodes 380 amino acids. The record is from RefSeq and is a predicted model, not a curated record. Gene Ontology annotation, cellular component: Arp2/3 protein complex; actin cytoskeleton.